GAUAAUACUAAGGAUUCACAGUCAAGAUCUGUCAGCUUCAGUCUUUCAGAUAAUCGUCCUCCAGUUCCUCCAAUGAGAGGACAGCCCACAAAUUUGGUACAGAGUUCCAGCAUGCCUUCUUUGAAUCCUCCCCCGCUGCCUUUUAGUCAAGAAGAAAUUUUAAGUGUUACCAGCAUGAUCCUGUCCGCAGAUGUUUUGGUCCUAGGGACAAAUUGUGGGGGGAUAGUGCUAUUUCCCCUUGUGCACAAUUUUGAAGAUCUUUUAGGAACUCAACAGUCAGUUCAGCUGCCAUUACUCCGACACCCAAAAGAGAAAUCAGAAAUGAGUACCAGACCUAGAGCCAGAACUACUAACUCUUCAACUAGUAGCAUUCAAGCUAAUCCUAUCACAAAGUCUAUUUCAUCGAUGGUGUUAGCAAACGAGAAGCUUGUAUCACUACACAAAGUAGAGACACCUUUUCAGUUACAUCUAAGACCAAAACUGCUCAAAAGAGAAGCUGAAAGAGGUAAUGAUAGAAGGCAUGGAAGUAUAGGGGAACCACAUGAUUCUGUAAAUUCAGUGUCUGGUAGCAUUAUUAAUGAACCUGCAGUUGAGGACAAUCGGGGAAGAUCUACAAGCCGAUGCUCUCAACAGUCGAAUAUUUCCACCAUUUCUGAACAUGAAUUGUCACGGCACUGGGGUACAGCAGAUGUUGCUAUUUGGGACAAAAUUUCUUGGUUUAGAUUAAGUGCCUUGAGAAAAUAUCUGCAGGAUGUGGCUUAG
Lymnaea stagnalis (great pond snail) is the source of this 762-nucleotide messenger RNA. Lineage: Eukaryota; Metazoa; Mollusca; Gastropoda; Lymnaeidae. The record is from the annotation of a GenBank genome assembly.